AUGCAGUCUAACAUCAUUAUCUCCCUUCUUGCCCUUGUUGGCAGUGGUCUUUGUGACUGGCCUGCUCCGGGAACUGUCGCCCACGACUCUCUCAAUCCUGUGGUCGAUACUCUUGGCCCCAAUGGAAACGUCAUCAAGAAGUUUCAGCCGCUGCUGCACAUUGCCCAUGGCUGCCAGCCCUAUCCCGCUGUGAACAAGAACAACCAGAUCAGAGAGGGAAGCGGCGGUUUGCAGGAUACUGGAACUACCUCGGGAGGAUGUAAGGACGGCAACAAAGGGCAGACCUACGCCCGUUCCAUGACUCUGAAUGGAAAAUUCGGCAUCAUGUAUGCUUGGUACUGGCCCAAGGAUCAGCCAGCUGAUGGGAAUGUUGUAGGCGGCCACCGUCACGACUGGGAGACUUCGGUCGUCUGGCUUGAUUCUGCUUCAGUCAAUACCGCUACCAUCACGGGUGGCGCCUGUUCUGGACAUGGCAAGUUCAAGUUGACCAGCAACCCUCAAAGAAGCAGCAACAACGUCAAAGUCGAAUAUUACACCCAGGGUGGUUUGGACCAUGAGUUACAGUUUACGAACACCGUGGGCCGAACAUACUGGAUCUGGGACUGGGAUGCCAUGGAGCCUAUCGUCCAAAGCGCUCUGAACAAGGGAGACUUCAAGAAGGCAAACUGUCCGUUCAACGACAACCACUUUGAAACAAACAUGCGCGCCACCUAUGUCUAA
This is a messenger RNA of Colletotrichum paranaense, 720 nucleotides long. Its product is annotated as necrosis- and ethylene-inducing protein and ethylene inducing peptide. The transcript is spliced from 2 exons. Lineage: Eukaryota; Fungi; Ascomycota; Sordariomycetes; Glomerellales; Glomerellaceae. The record is from RefSeq and is a predicted model, not a curated record. The coding region runs from base 1 to 720 and encodes 239 amino acids.